UGAGAAUCCUGAAUAACCUCUCGAUAAAUUCACAUAUCGAGUGAACAUGCUGUUCAUGUGGUAUUCGAUCUUGAUUAUAGUUGUAGUCAGUUGUCACGAUGGAAGGCAUAACCAUGAAAGGAGGUCAGAAAGACUGAAAGAGCGGUGGGGAAUGGAAGCAGUGGUGAGAGAUUUGGAGCACAUCAAGGAAGAUAUUGAAGACAUGGUCGAACUCUCAGAAAUGGGUGAACUUUCCAAAAACGAGAUGAUCUUCUACCUCAUAAGGAUGCACGAUUUCGACGACAACGGAGGUUUGGACGGAAUCGAACUUCGAGCAGCUCUCUCACACACUUGGGAACACAUGGAAGCGACGGAUCCAAGGGACAAGCCAUUCGCUAUAGAAAGUUUGAUCGAUGAAGUACUGACAUUCGAUGACAGCAAGGAUGGCAUUGUCGACUAUUCAGAAUUUCGUAGGCACUACUAGCUUCAACCAUUUACUAAGAUAUACUUUCUUUUAAAUAGUAUAGAAACACUCCGUUACAAAUAAACAUGAAGUA
Messenger RNA from Uloborus diversus, 536 nucleotides. Its product is annotated as multiple coagulation factor deficiency protein 2 homolog. The record is from RefSeq and is a predicted model, not a curated record. The transcript is spliced from 4 exons. NCBI's taxonomy places the organism in Eukaryota, Metazoa, Arthropoda, Arachnida, Araneae, Uloboridae. Gene Ontology annotation, molecular function: calcium ion binding. Bases 47 to 463 code for a protein of 138 amino acids.